AUGUAUCGUUUCAGCUGUUUCCCAGACGUUCGCCUAACCUGUCUUACAAAUGAUGGACUCCUAUUGAUUGACAUAUCACUCAUUGGACAUGUGCGACCGGUACAACCAAACUGGGUCGUCGAGUGCUCUGCUCAAAGUGGUCCUGUGACGUUCAAUCGAUCUCGCCUGUCAUCCCGCGAACGUGCAAGCAAAGGUGAUGUCGUGCUCUCGCGGCACAAGAGAUUGACUGGCGAUAUCGAGAUAGAGGACGACAUGUCUAUCAAGCUGAUCGAGGUCAAACCACUUGGUCAAUUCAAUGGUGAGCUGGGAGGCCCGAUCAAUAUAACGAUUUCCGUUAGAUUGUCGGACGCUGCGAAGGAAGGAGACAAGCAAGUUAUAACGGUAACUUAUGGAACACAGGAAAAACAAUGCUUUGAACAAGUCACAAUGUCCAUCAACCCGGAAACAGAUUUCAAAGCCCUACUGGACACUAAGAUAUACACAGAAACAGUGUUUAUCUACCCCAAGGCGGGCAUUGAAACACCAAUGGAGGGCCAGUCGUUCACCACUAUGGAAAACGUAAGUGAAAUUGGUUUAACUGAUCGUUUAUGGGUUAUUCAAAUGAGUUACCAAACUCCUGAUUCUGUAGUUGCUGAUAACUUGUCCACAGAAGAAACUUGGCAAGAUAAAUCAUUUGGAACACAAUUUGAUUUACAUUGGCCACGUUCUUCCGGCAAAACGAUCAAACAUACUUCUUUGCUUUGGGUGGACCGAUUGCGGUCAGAGGGUUACGCAUGACCGUACAAUACCCUGAAAGAUCGAGGUGUACCGAUGUUCAAUCGGUCCUAUUUGUACGUGGACGACAAACUGAUUAUCUGCUAUCUGUGGGAGCUAUCAGACCAGUGGAGCAAAUAUGCUAUGAAGUGUGUUUACGGUCUGGACAAACCGAAUUAA
Echinostoma caproni is the source of this 933-nucleotide messenger RNA. NCBI's taxonomy places the organism in Eukaryota, Metazoa, Platyhelminthes, Trematoda, Plagiorchiida, Echinostomatidae. The record is from the annotation of a GenBank genome assembly.